AUGAGACAUUUCAAUGUAAUGAUAAUUGGUUCUCACGAAUCAGGUAAAUCAACUAUAGUCAACACAUUUAAAGAAGGGUUUUUUUUAUGGGACUAUAAUCCAACAGAAGAUACAAAUAUAGUUUCAAAAAAUUAUUUGCAAUAUCAAUUUAAUAUUUUCGAUAUGGCAAUAGAUUCAUUAAAUAAAAAGAUAAAUUUAUUGGCCUUUGAACAUUGUCAAAUGUUUAUUAUAACGUUUUCAUUACAUGUAGAAAAGACAAGACCCUAUGUUAAAUUUUAUUUUGAACUAAUAAAAAAGAUUAGAAAAGAUUUUGCAGAUAUACCUAUUGUUAUUGUGGGAACAAUGAAGGAUCUGUAUUGUACAAGUAGCGAACAAGAAAUUAAAGAUUUAUUAAAUGAUUUAGGUAAAAAAAAUAUACAAUUCCUGACAACAUCUGCAAGAUCAAUUGAAUCGAUAGAAUUGGUUUUUAACAAUUUAUUAUAUCAAAUGUAUUGUAUAGAGAAUUUCAAUAGCAUCAAUAAUAUAUUAAAUAAUUUCAGCAAUAAUCAAUUAAAUCAGAGUAAUAAUCUGAAUCCAUCUUUAAAUUUAUCACAAACAAAUAAUAUAAUAAACAAUAUAAAUAAAGAAUUAUAUAACAGCAUUAACAAUAAUUAUAAUAAUAGUAUCAAUAACAGUAUAACUUAUAGCAAUAGUAACAAUGCAAUAUACAGCAAUGGCAAUAGUUCAUGUAUAAAUAGUAAUUACAAUAUCAAUAGUAACCAUAACUUUAAAGAAAGAGAAAAGGAGAAAGAAAAGGAUAACAAUAAAGAAAACUUAAAAGAAAAUAUAAAUAUUGAAAAACAUUCAAAUACCAGUAAUCACCAAAAACACUAUUCACCAGACACAAAGAAAUCCCUAUCAUCCCUAUCUCUAAAUUCUGCAACCACUACAACAACAAUUGUUACCACUACAACAACAACAACAACCAUUACAAAACAAAAAAGGAUACAGUGGAAUGAUGUUCAUUCAAAAUUAAAUAGGUUAUAUUCAAUUAAAUAA
Molecule: messenger RNA, 1038 nt
Organism: Dictyostelium purpureum
Lineage: Eukaryota; Evosea; Eumycetozoa; Dictyosteliales; Dictyosteliaceae
Exons: 2
Coding region: 1-1038 (345 amino acids)
Biological process (GO): small GTPase-mediated signal transduction
Cellular component (GO): plasma membrane
Molecular function (GO): GTP binding; GTPase activity; GDP binding
Source: RefSeq, a predicted model, not a curated record